AUGGAGAAACUCAUGAAAAAUCAAGAGAUGGCAAGACAAGAUCAAGAAGCAGCAAGAAAAGAUCAAGAAGCAGCAAGAAAAGAUCAAGCCACAACAAGCAAAAACCAAGAAGCUUCAAUAAAAAAUCUCGAGAGGCAUAUGGAACAAAUGGCUAAACGAAUUACAGAUGCAUCCCCAAGUGCCACUCAAGACCACCCAAGGGACAAAGGAAAAGCUACAAAGUGGGAGGAGUGUAAAGCAAUCAUAGUGGAAAGUGAGAAGAAAGCCAUCAAUCAGGAAGAACACAACAGAGAAGUUCCACAAGAAGAGACAGAAGAGAGAAGUGAAGAGGAUCAGAAAAUCAAGAAUGCAAAAAGCUCAAAGAGAGAUAAGGACAUUCUUGAAACACAACUACAAGAGAAGAAGGAAAGGGUGAAGCCACAUAUCCCCAAACUUCCAUACCCUCAGAGGAAGUCAUUCAAUCUCUUGGAGGAAAAAGUACAUCAUCAUGGACAGAGGAAGGAUAUAGAACCCAACAAUGAUGAUGACACAGAGGAAACAAAUAGACUCCAAGAGGUUGUAUUGUUCUCUGACUGA
Arachis stenosperma is the source of this 576-nucleotide messenger RNA. RefSeq lists its product as uncharacterized. The coding region runs from base 1 to 576 and encodes 191 amino acids. NCBI's taxonomy places the organism in Eukaryota, Viridiplantae, Streptophyta, Magnoliopsida, Fabales, Fabaceae. The transcript is spliced from 2 exons. The record is from RefSeq and is a predicted model, not a curated record.